GUAAGGCGAAGAUGGGAGAGAAAGAAUGGUUCUUUUUCUGCCAAAAGGAUAGGAAAUAUCCUACAGGAAUGAGAACAAACCGUGCAACGGAGUCUGGAUAUUGGAAAGCCACUGGAAAAGACAAGGAAAUAUAUAAGGGGAAGGGAGUUAUUGUUGGGAUGAAGAAGACUCUAGUUUUCUACAUGGGGAGAGCUCCGAGAGGGCAGAAGAGUAAUUGGGUGAUGCAUGAGUAUAGGCUUGAAGGCAAACACCAAGAGCAUGUUCACCUCUAUAAAUCUCGACAGGAGGAAUGGGUUGUUUACAAGGUCUACCACAAGAUCAAGGACACAAAGAUGAUCCCAACGCAUGAUUUAUCAACAAGUAUGAACUCAUUU
Messenger RNA from Phalaenopsis equestris, 374 nucleotides. Its product is annotated as NAC domain-containing protein 100-like. The record is from RefSeq and is a predicted model, not a curated record. The annotation marks the transcript as partial. Lineage: Eukaryota; Viridiplantae; Streptophyta; Magnoliopsida; Asparagales; Orchidaceae. Gene Ontology annotation, biological process: regulation of DNA-templated transcription. The transcript has 2 exons. Gene Ontology annotation, molecular function: DNA binding.